Phialemonium atrogriseum is the source of this 2864-nucleotide messenger RNA. RefSeq names its product choline-sulfatase. The record is from RefSeq and is a predicted model, not a curated record. Lineage: Eukaryota; Fungi; Ascomycota; Sordariomycetes; Cephalothecales; Cephalothecaceae. Gene Ontology annotation, molecular function: sulfuric ester hydrolase activity. Bases 104 to 2620 code for a protein of 838 amino acids. Gene Ontology annotation, cellular component: cytoplasm. The transcript is spliced from 6 exons.
CAACUAUUUCAACAUCACCGAGUCUCGUCACAACUGCUGUUCCAGCCGGCGCACACCACCACACUCUUUCAACUUGACCCGAUUCCUUGCGCCGCCGCUCAACAUGGACGCAGUUCGUUCGGCUCUUCAGCCCGUCACCCACAACCUUCCAGGACCAAUACGCGAUCUUGGCGUUUCCAUCAUCGGCGAUGCCUGCUACAAGGCUUUGAUCCUCGACAUCGACCCGGAGAACACCGAGUGCAUCAAGUUGGCCAUCAGCAAGGGUCUCGGCAUCGGUAUCAUCGCCGCGUCGUCCGUGGUCAAGGUGCCGCAGAUCAUCAAACUGGUCCAGUCGCGAUCUGCCAGCGGCGUCUCCUUCCUCUCCUACCUCCUCGAGACGAGCAGCUACCUGAUCUCGCUGGCGUACAACGUCCGCAACGGGUUUCCCUUCAGCACGUUUGGCGAGACGGCCUUGAUCCUGGGCCAGAAUGUCAUCAUCACCGUCCUGGUCCUCAACUACAGUGGCAAGGCGAGCAUGGCUGCCUUGCUCGUUGCGGCACUCGCAGUCAGUGUGGUGUCCCUGUUCAGUGCGAACAUCUUGGACAUGAAGACGCUGAGCUAUUUCCAAGCUGGCGCCGGCGCGCUGGGCGUCGCGAGCAAGAUCCCCCAGAUCGCAGCUAUCUGGCAGGAGGGCGGAACCGGACAGCUGAGCGCGUUUGCGGUCUUCAACUACCUCGCCGGUUCUCUUUCGCGCAUCUUCACGACACUGCAGGAAGUGGAUGACAAGCUGAUUCUGUACGGGUUCAUUGCCGGGUUCGCCCUGAAUGCAGUUAUCGCUGCGCAGAUGGUCUACUAUUGGAAUGCGCCAACCCCCAAGGCCAAGGGCAAACAAAAGGAGGAGGUUGUUAUCGAGAGUCCGUCAACCAGCACGACCGCAACGCCAAAGAGCCGCGGUCCGACAACGCGGCGAGCAGCGGGAGGGAAUGGUGUGAAUGGUGGUGCUGGUCAUGGUCAGCCCAAGCCCAAAAUGCCAAACAUUCUUUACAUUAUGGCAGACCAGUUGGCGGCUCCUCUGCUCAAAAUGUACAAUACGGAAUCGCAAAUCCUCACCCCCAACCUUGACAAGCUCGCAGCAAAGUCGGUGCAGUUCGACUCUGCCUACUGCCCCUCACCCCUCUGCGCCCCCUCGAGAAUGAGCAUGAUCACUGGCCUGCUCCCCUUGAAGAUCGGGGCCUAUGACAACGCCUCUCAGAUCUCGAGUGACAUACCCACGUAUGCCCACUACUUACGCCUGCAGGGCUACCACACCGUCCUGGCGGGGAAGAUGCAUUUCGUGGGGGACCAGCUGCACGGCUACGAGACCCGCCUGACCAGUGACAUCUACCCCGGCGACUUUGGCUGGGCCGUCAACUGGGAGAAGCCGGACACUAGACUCGAAUGGUAUCAUAAUGCCAGCUCCAUCCUUCAGGCCGGAGUCUGCGUCAGGAGCAACCAGCUCGAUUACGACGAGGAAGUCAUGUACAGAUCGACCCAGUUCAUGUAUGACCACGUACGAGAGGGACCCGAUUCCCGCCCAUUUUGCUUGACGGUCUCCCUGACUCACCCCCACGAUCCGUAUACUAUUGAGCAAAAGUACUGGGACCUGUACGAGGGAGUAGACAUUGACCUGCCCAAGGUCAAAAUCCCCAAAGAGGACCAGGACCCCCACAGCAAGCGGCUACUGCAGGUUUGUGAUCUAUGGGAUGCAGACUUCAGCGACGAUCAGGUCAAGCGAGCCCGCCGUGCAUACUAUGGCGCCGUUAGCUACGUCGACGACUGCAUUGGCAAGCUUCUUGACACCCUGAAGAAAUGCCGUCUUGACGAAGACACGAUCGUCAUCUUCAGCGGUGACCAUGGAGACAUGCUUGGUGAGAGGGGGCUAUGGUACAAGAUGAGCUACUUCGAGGCUUCUGUCCGUGUUCCGCUUCUGGUAUCGUACCCACAGCAGUUUGAGCCACACCGCGUUAGCAAGAAUGUUUCAACCCUGGAUAUUCUGCCUACCAUGUGCGAUCUGGUUGGAACCAAGCCGUUCCCGGGCCUUCCCAUGGAUGGAACUAGUCUCCUACCCCACCUUGAAGGGCGCGAAGGCCACGACACCGUGAUUGCCGAGUAUACCGGCGAAGGAACCAUCAGCCCACUCCUGAUGAUCAGGCGAGGGCCGUGGAAGUAUAUCACCUGCCCCACAGACGGCUCCCAGUUGUUCAAUCUCGAGACAGACCCCCUCGAGCUGCAUGACCUAGCAAAGGCGGUCGGCAAGCAGAGCGGCAAGGAGACGACGAGCCUAUCGGUCGAGGACCUAAAGAUCAAGGCCGUUUUCGAGGCAUUCGAGGCAGAGGCCAACAGCCGCUGGGAUUAUGAGAAGAUCACCGAACAGGUCCUCUUAUCGCAACGGAAGCGUCGCCUUGUCUGGUCAGCUCUGAACCAGGGCCGCUUCAUUAGCUGGGACUAUAAUCCCCAGGAUGACGGGAGAGAGAAGUACAUUCGAUCGCACAUCCCACUCGACGACCUCGAGCGACGAGCUCGGUUCCCAGCCGUGGAUGCAAUUGGGCGAGAGACGGGGCAGACCAUCCUGGUUGACCAAGCCGGUUCGCACAACCAGUGAGCCCGGUGACGAGCGUUGGCCAAUUGCGACUUGGCAUGAUGAGAAAAGCCCAAGGGUCUAGGGUCUCGCCAUGUCAAGCAAGGGCUUAAAGGGGCUGACGGAGGAUAUCUGAUGUGUGAUGAAUUCAACGGAUGAGCCAAAUUUGCUGUUAUCUUCAAAGCGAGGCGCCUUUUCAACUUGUUCCAGGCGUCUUUUUACCUAGUUAGACAGGACAGGAUCUUUCACAAUAAAGAUAAAAUUAGAG